Arvicanthis niloticus (Nile rat) is the source of this 1831-nucleotide messenger RNA. It is a transcript of the gene Hdhd2, whose product is annotated as haloacid dehalogenase like hydrolase domain containing 2. Gene Ontology annotation, cellular component: cytoplasm. Gene Ontology annotation, biological process: dephosphorylation. Gene Ontology annotation, molecular function: phosphatase activity. NCBI's taxonomy places the organism in Eukaryota, Metazoa, Chordata, Mammalia, Rodentia, Muridae. The record is from RefSeq and is a predicted model, not a curated record.
GGCGCGUCAGGACUGCAUCCGGGUCGGGAGGUGUGCUCGGAGGCGCGCGGGCCUUUCCAGAGGACAGCGGGGCUGCGAGGGGAAUGAAGGAUGGCAGCGCGCCGUGUGUUAAAAGCUGUUUUGGUAGAUCUCAAUGGUACACUUCACAUUGAAGAUGCAGCUGUGCCAGGCGCACAGGAAGCUCUUAAAAGGUUGCGUGCCGCUUCUGUGAUGGUUCGCUUUGUGACCAAUACAACUAAAGAGAGCAAGAAAGACCUGCUGGAAAGACUGAAAAAACUGGAGUUUGAUAUCUCCGAAGAUGAAAUAUUUACUUCUCUGACAGCAGCCCGAAACUUAAUAGAGCAGAAACAAGUCAGGCCCAUGCUACUGGUUGAUGAUCGUGCACUGCCUGAGUUCACAGGAGUUCAGACCCACGAUCCCAACGCUGUGGUUGUAGGACUGGCACCAGAGCACUUUCAUUACCAGCUUCUGAAUCAAGCAUUCCGGCUACUCCUGGAUGGAGCCCCUCUGAUAGCUAUCCACAAGGCCAGGUACUACAAGAGAAAAGAUGGCUUAGCCCUGGGACCAGGACCAUUUGUGACUGCCUUAGAGUAUGCCACAGACACGAAAGCUGUAGUAGUGGGGAAACCAGAGAAGACAUUCUUUCUGGAAGCAUUGAGAGACACUGACUGUGCACCCGAGGAGGCCAUCAUGAUAGGAGAUGAUUGCAGGGAUGACGUUGGCGGGGCUCAGAGCAUCGGCAUGCUGGGCAUCUUAGUUAAAACUGGGAAAUACAAAGCAGCAGAUGAAGAAAAAAUUAAUCCACCUCCCUACUUAACUUGCGAGAGCUUCCCUCACGCUGUGGACCACAUUCUGCAGCAUCUCCUGUGAACCAGCAUGUGUUGUCUGGACUGGAUGGAUCCCUUUCUGACAAGGUGGCAUCAGUAGGCUGCACCAUCCAGUGCUGACCCUUUUAACCCUUUCAUUGUGCAUUAAUUAGAAAGAGGGGUAUUGAACUGCAGCCAGCCCUAAACCUUGCUAAUCUCUUUUGUUUUAUAAAAGAAGAUGAGAUCUGAAGAAAGGGGGAGCUGAGAUUGUGUGCCAUUCUGUUAAAAUGUGCAUCAGGUUCACUGGGCUGGGAGGAGACACUCCUGCUGCCAUAAAGGAACAGUAGUUCUCCAUUUCUCUAUGAUGGAGAUGAGGGGUCCUCUGUGCAGAUGACUGGCUCACAGAGAUGCACUGAGAGAUGGGAUGGAGAUGAGGGGUCCUCUGUGCAGAUGACUGGCUCACAGAGAUGCACUGAGAGGUGCAUUAGGCUGCCAUCAAGAUGCCAGAGUUCAGCUGUGGAGCCCAGCAGACAAACCACGGAGAAGCAAGAGACAGCAGCUGAGAUCCCGUGAAGUUGCUUUAACAGAUGUGGAAAGCCAGAUCUUCCACUGUAUUCCCAGCGCAGAUGACUUUUUUCUCUUCAUUAGCCAGAGAUGACUAAUUUAAAUUUAGAACCCGGAUUUAAUUUAAAAUAAUAUUUCCAUUAAUAACCUAUUCAUUGCAGAUACCUAUUAUACUGUGUAACAGUUGUUUUGGAAAUUUUAUGUAAAAUUAAAACUAUCAGUAUUUUACAGAUGUUUUAAUUAGACAUUGUUAUUAACAGGAACAGUGCAGAAACCAAAAUCAAGCCUUUAAUGUCUUAUAGACCGUGCAUUUUUGAAGUUAGUGUCCACUAGGGACCUAUUAACUGUACAUUUGCAAGAUUUCAUUAUUUUUGCCUCUGACACUAUGGGAGAAAUCUUUUAGGAACUAUUGGGACAGAUUCAAGCUUUUAUGUACUUCUUACUACAGUUGUAAAAUGAGA